Molecule: messenger RNA, 1682 nt
Organism: Cladophialophora immunda
Lineage: Eukaryota; Fungi; Ascomycota; Eurotiomycetes; Chaetothyriales; Herpotrichiellaceae
Exons: 1
Coding region: 87-1682 (531 amino acids)
Source: RefSeq, a predicted model, not a curated record
CCUGUGUAGAGAGCCAUGAGCGGUGCUCUUGCAUUUCAAGCUUGGGUUACAUUCCGAGGCGUCUUGUCGACGUGGGCACUGAUGGCAUGGUCAAAAUCAUCAACGACGCUCGCUCCAGCGUUGGAAAAGGGACCAAGUAUGCAGCUCUGACCUACUGCUGGGGCCCCCCGUCGACCAAGAAGAUCAAAUACUUGAACCUGACGGCGCAGGAUCUGAAGGAGAUGGCUGAAGGAAUUCCAAUCGACGACGACCUCCCCCUUGUGUUUCAGGAUGCCGUCCAAACCGCUCGAGCUCUCAAGAUGCGAUACUUGUGGAUAGAUGCGCUUUGUAUCGCCCAAGGAGAUCAAGAGGAGUGGAAGACCGAGUCACUCGCGAUGCGAGAGGUCUAUGCCGGAGCCCAUGUCACUAUCUCUGCAAAUGCGGCGCCAACCUGCCACGAUUCGUUUCUCAAAAUGCCCGGCAGACGUGGGCGGGCAGGAUUCGAUAUUUGCAAAGGAAGAAGUUAUUUUGGGUCCAGGAUCAUGGCAAGAUUUCCCGAUGAUGGAACCCUUGGAGAAAAUGAUAUCUACAGACUACAUUCUCGAGGCUGGACGUUACAAGAGCUUCUGCUCAGUACAAGAGUGAUUUCGUUCCUGUUCGAUCAGGCAUAUUUCAGUUGUGCAGAAAAUCACCUAUCGAGAGAAGACGGGUACUUGACUUCCUGGAAUCCUUGCGACUACCCACAACAGACGACGACUUUGCGCAAAUGGUGGUCGCAGUUAGUGUCAGCGCCAAAAAUCAGAUCAAGGAUGGUCCCUGACGAAGAGCUUUUAGAUCUUUGGAGGGACCUCGUGGAGGAAUACACCACUCGAGAUCUCUCCAACCUAGAUGACAGGCUGCCGGCCAUUUCUGGCCUGGCCGCCCAGCUGAAACAACAAUUCAGUCCACGGAUGACUGAAUAUUGCGCUGGUCUUUGGACGAAAGAUUUUGUGAACGGCCUGUGCUGGUUCCGCGAUGGCAACGAAAUUUGGACUCCGCCCACCAAGUCUCCUUCUUGGUCUUGGGUGUCUUGUCCCGGUGAGGUAGACUACGAAGUGUACAGUGACAGUCAACCUUUGGCUCGAUUAGCGACGAUCAAUCGCUUAUCUGAACAGAAAGAGUUCAAGAAUAUUGACGCACCAGAACAUGACGACGAACUGCCGGCUCUCGAUCCCUCACUUGUAUCUUCAGAAUUUGGCCACGUUGAAUCUGCGGAGGCGACGAUAGAAGGCCGGAUGUUCGAGGUUGACCUGCGAUUCCAGAAAAAUGGGGAGGCAUACGUGCAGGAAGGGUGUAUUCGUGGCCUUUCAAAAAGGGAAUGCCAGCUUAGCUUCUAUAUGGACAGACAGGCAGGGUCAGACGAGACAUCAGGCCCAUCUAUCCGACGGUCCAUGAGGGAAGAUUACCCGGACGACUUCUGGGAUCACGGCGGUACGGUACUCCUACUUGCCUUGUCAGAGCAUGGCCUCCCUCUCCGAACAUUACUGGUCAGGCACCUUAUUUUGGUCAGAUCGACCACAAAGUCGGACAAGUACCUGAGAGUCGGGCUCUGUGAAGCCAAUUUAAAUUGGGAUUUUCUCCCCGACAUCCCAAAAUCUUACCAUGGGGGGGUAUUCGACUCCUGGAUGGCGCACUUUAAGCUGGGAUGCAUCACAAUAAUUUGA